This is a messenger RNA of Cetraspora pellucida, 354 nucleotides long. The record is from the annotation of a GenBank genome assembly. NCBI's taxonomy places the organism in Eukaryota, Fungi, Glomeromycota, Glomeromycetes, Diversisporales, Gigasporaceae.
AUGACUUUAUAUGAUUCAUUUUCAAUGACUUCGCAUUAUUCAUAUGAAGCUGAAAGAGAAACUAAAAAUGAAACACGUUCAAAACAUCCUGGAGAAAGACCACUAGAUCCUGUUUGGAAGCAUUUUGCUGCAACUCCAUUAAAAUCACUCAGCCAUUUUUUUGCAAUAUGUAAAUAUUGCAAUACUCAAUUUAGCCAUGGGCAUCCAAAUGAACUUGAGGUGCAUCUUGCAAAAGAAUGUGAAGAUGAAAGCCUUGAUGAUGAAAUAAGAAGCAAAUAUCUUGAAAUUGUGGUUCAGAGACAACUAUCAAAGAAAAAACUAGUUCAAAAAAUCAAUCAAAAAAACAAAAAAUAA